AUGUCUUUCUACAAAGAACCAAGCCCAAAGGAUGACGCUAGAGCUGUGUUCCAAGUUCUGAAACGGGGUGGUAUUGCGAUUAUUCCAAUGAAUGUUGGCUACGGAAUAACCGCGAUCGAUCCGGACGCAUUGGACCGGAUUUUCCGCACGAAACGACGAGAACCACACAAGCGACAUGUCAUGGUUGGCAGUUACCUUCUGCAUCGAGAAAUUCAUCUUCUUGCCCCACAAGAAGCAAGCAUAGUCAAACUCUUGACUGUGAAUUUAAAUCUUCCUCUUGGGGUUGUGGCGCCAUAUCGCCUUGAUCAUCCCAUAAUUCAAAAGCUUCCACCGGAUAUAUUAGCCAAGAGCGUUGUUGAAGACACUCUAGCGCUGUUAGUCAACGGAGGGGCUUUGCUAGACGAAUUGUCUCGACUUGCUACCAUAGAGAAACUUCUUCUGAUGGGAUCAUCUGCCAACAUCACCGGCACGGGAGUGAAGAUUGUGGUUGAGGACAUUGAGCCUGAGAUCCUGAAAGUGGCAGAUAUAGUUAUUAAUUAUGGGAUACAAAAGUUCCACCAUCCUCGACCCUCUUCUACCAUGAUCGAUUUCAGGACAAUGAGAGUUGUGCGAUACGGAGCUUGCUACGAUGUAGUGCAAGAUGCUCUCUGGCGAUUUUGUAGAAUCAAAGUGCCAGAUGAUCCUGGAACGUCUCCUCUUUCAUCUGGAGAGACUACUGUGGACAGGAUAUAA
Penicillium coprophilum is the source of this 732-nucleotide messenger RNA. RefSeq lists its product as uncharacterized. The transcript has a single exon. The record is from RefSeq and is a predicted model, not a curated record. Gene Ontology annotation, molecular function: double-stranded RNA binding. Bases 1 to 732 code for a protein of 243 amino acids. Lineage: Eukaryota; Fungi; Ascomycota; Eurotiomycetes; Eurotiales; Aspergillaceae.